CUCUCAAGAAAUUACACACUGGAACACGAUUGAGCAUGUUAUGAGUGAAAAAGUUCAGCUUCUUAACAGUUCAUCUGACGAGUCAAACCUUUAAAUAUAUUAAACAGACAACAUUUUUGAAACCAUAUUACAAGUAACAUGUAAGAAACACAUCUCAAACUUGUUAAGUCAUUUCAGACCCGUUAACCCUUCUCAGCCCUUUAAUCCAUCUCAUCAGUUAACCUAUCUCACCAAUUGCUACCUAUCUCAACAGCUAACCCAUCUCACCAGUUAACCUAUCUCACCAGUUAACCUAUCUCAUCAGUUAACCUAUAUCACCAGUUAACCCAGCUCACCAGUUAACCUAUCUCAUCAGUUAACCUAUAUCACCAGUUAACCCAGCUCACCAGUUAACCCAUCUCAACAGUUAACAUAUCUCACCAGUUAACCUAUCUCAUCAGUUAACCUAUAUCACCAGUUAACCCAGCUCACCAGUUAACCCAUCUCAACAGUUAACCUAUCUCACCAGUUAACCAAUCUCAACAGUUAACCGAUCUCAGCAACUAACCUAUCUCAACAGUUAAUCUAUCUCACCUGUUAACCCAUCUCAACAGUUAAUCUAUAUCACCAGUUAACCCAUCUCACCAGCUAACCGAUCUCAACAGUCAACCUAUCUCACCAGCUAACCGAUCUCAACAGUCAACCUAUCUCACCAGUAAACCGAUCUCACCUGUGAACCCAUCCCAGCUCACUUCUUGGUACGGGGUAAACAGAUGCACACACCACAGCUACUGUACCUUGGUUGUCAAAGGUUUGGCUAGACUCCAACAGCACACGUGUCAGUGUGACGAGCUACAGUUGUCAAAUACACACAAUGACAUCAUGCCUUUGAAAAAGACGCUUGCGUCCACUAUAAAUAAAGACUAAGAAAGAAAUCCAAAGGUUAAGUUAACUUUUCGCCGUCUUCAAGCUGGCUGACGAAGUCAGGAAUUUGUGGGUAGGUCUGUACACAAAGGCUGAGAAAUGCCACUCUCCAGCUAGACGUGGGAAUUUUAGUAACACGACAUUAAGUGCUGAGUUUUUCUUUUUAAUUGUUUUGUUUAUUAUUAUUUUUAUCAUUUGUGCAGCAAAAUAAUAUUGCAGGAUAAGAUUUUUUAAAAAAAUGUGUUUAUUUGUUAAUUAAAAAAUGGACUCCCUAAUGAACGUGAAUAUUCCACUUCGACCACCGUCAAAUAAACAUAAAAUUUUAAAUUAUUAACAUUAAAAAAAAAAAAUGUUAGGCUGUAAUGUGAUUUAAAAAAAAAAAAUAAAAAAUAAAAUCUUUCAAGGUGAACUUGCCUUCUUGACUUCAAUAACAAACAAAAACAAUGUGUAUUUAACGUCAAAUAAACAUAAAAUUUUAAAUUAUUAACAUUAAAAAAAAAAAAUGUUAGGCUGUAAUGUGAUUUAAAAAAAAAAAUAAAAAAUAAAAUCUUUCAAGGUGAACUUGCCUUCUUGACUUCAAUAACAAACAAAAACAAUGUGUAUUUAUUUUUGAAUUCAUAAACAUCUCAUGGAACAAGUACUUAAAAUAGCAAUACGGAUGUGGGUCGGGGUCUGGAGUGGGGAAAGGAAGGUGGGGGGGGGGGCACUAUUAAUUAGAUUGGGAAAUGCGAGGUUACCUGAAACGUGUAAGUCGUAAAGCCAGCUGGCACUGACAUUCACGAGCUCGUGAGGGCUGCUACCAGGAACAGGUGAAGAAUACUAGCAAGAAUCAGUCCGUAACCCAAAUAUCGUUUUGAUCUGUUGCAGACCACCGCCAUGGCGACUGGUGCGUUCCUCGGCCUGCUGUUGUUAGUUUGUGGUGCCACUAGUGAAAACCCAGGUAAGUCCUUACGAAGUGGGUGUGAUCUUUGAUUCGGUUGCUUGUUAAUAUAUUUUUUUGUAACGCUGCACACACGCCACUGUGGCCACGCAUGCGUGUCAUUGGAUACGUUUUAUUCAGGGUCGUAAUUUAAGGCGUGGUACAGGAUAGGGUAGGCGUGUGAGUGGCGCAGCAAUACGGUGGAUUGGAGCUUUUUGGCACUAACACCCCCAAAAACAAUUCGGAUUUAUAUAUAUCUUUAUCCAGAAGUGCGUCGAUUUUCUGAACUUAUUGGUAACGAGGGUAUCAUGUGGGGAGAAAAAACAAAUAAUUUGAACAAAAUUAACCGAUUCAGAUGUCAUAUUUGUUGUGUUGAAAGUCUCCAUAUCCAGAUAGGAAUGGCGUUCAUGACGAGAAGUAGAAUAAAAAAAAGAAGAAAAGUUCAAACAAAAAGCACCUACGUCAUCAUACUCGGUGAUUAAAGCACCUACGUCACAAUACUUGGUGAUUAUAGCACAUUCGUCACCAUACGUGGUGAUUAAAGCACCAACGUCACCAUACUCGGUGAUUAAAGCACCUACGUCACCAUACUCGGUGAUUAAAGCACUUACGUCACCAUACUCGGUGAUUAAAGCACCUACGUUACCAUACUUGGUGAUUACAGCACCUACGUCACCAUAAUCGGCGAUUAAAGCACUUAUGUCACCUUACUUGGUGAUUAAAGCACAUACGUUACCAUACUCGGUGAUUAAAGCACAUACGUUACCAUACUUGGUGAUUACAGCAUCUACGUUACCAUACUCGGUGAUAAAAGCACCUACGUCACCAUACUCGGUGAUUAAAGCACCUACGUUACCAUACUUGGUGAUUAUAGCACCUACGUCCCCAUAAUUGGUAAUUAAAGCAUCUACGUCACCAUACUCGGUGAUUAAAGCAUCUACGUCAAAAUACGCGGUGAUUAAAUCCCAUACGUCACCAUAAUUGGUAAUUAAAGCACCUACGUCACCAUACUCGGUAAUAAAAGCACAUAUGUCACCAUACUCGGUAAUAAAAGCACAUACGUCACCAUACUCGGUAAUUAAAGCUCCUACGUCACCAUACUCGGUGAUUAAAGCACCUACGUUACCAUACUCGGUGAUAAAAGCACCUACGUCACCAUACUCGGUGAUUAAAGCACCUACGUUACCAUACUUGGUGAUUAUAGCACCUACGUCCCCAUAAUUGGUAAUUAAAGCAUCUACGUCACCAUACUCGGUGAUUAAAGCACCUACGUCAAAAUACGCGGUGAUUAAGUCCCAUACGUCACCAUAAUUGGUAAUUAAAGCACCUACGUCACCAUACUCGGUGAUUAAAGCAUCUACGUCAAAAUACUCGGUGAUUAAGUCCCAUACGUCACCAUAAUUGGUAAUUAAAGCACCUACGUCACCAUACUCGGUGAUUAAAGCAUCUACGUCAAAAUACUCGGUGAUUAAGUCCCAUACGUCACCAUAAUUGGUAAUUAAAGCACCUACGUCACCAUACUCGGUGAUUAAAGCAUCUACGUCAAAAAACGCGGUGAUUAAAUCCCAUACGUCACCAUAAUUGGUAAUUAAAGCACCUACGUCACCAUACUCGGUAAUAAAAGCACAUAUGUCACCAUACUCGGUAAUAAAAGCACAUACGUCACCAUACUCGGUAAUUAAAGCUCCUACGUCACCAUACUCGAUGAUUAAAGCACUUACGUCACCAUACUCGGUGAUAAAGGCACCAACGUUACCAUACUUGGUGAUUACAGCAUCUACGUCACCAUACUCGGUGAUUAAAGCACUUACGUCACCUUACUUGGUGAUUAAAGCACUUACGUCACCAUACUCGGUGAUUAAAGCACCUACGUCACCAUACUUGGUGAUUACAGCACCUACGUCACCAUACUCGGUGAUUAAAGCACUUACGUCACCUUAGUUGGUGAUUAAAGCACUUACGUCACCAUACUCGGUGAUUAAAGCACCUACGUUACCAUACUCGGUGAUUAAAGCACCUACGUCACCAUACUCGGUAAUUAAAGCAUCUACGUCAGCAUACUCGGUGAUUAAAGCACUUACGUCACCAUACUCGGUGAUUAAGGCACCUACGUUACCAUACUUGGUGAUUACAGCAUCUACGUCACCAUACUCGGUGAUUAAAGCACUUACGUCACCUUACUUGGUGCUUAAAGCACUUACGUCACCAUACUCGGUGAUUAAAGCACCUACGUUACCAUACUUGGUGAUUAUAGCACCUACGUCACCAUACUUGGUGAUUAAAGCACUUACCUCACCUUACUUGGUGAUUAAAGCACUUACGUCACCAUACUCGUUGAUUACAGCACCUACGUCACCAUACUCGGUGAUUAAAGCACCUACGUCACCUUACUUGGUGAUUAAAGCACUUACGUCACCAUACUCGGUGAUUAAAGCACUUACGUUACCAUACUCGUUGAUUAAAGCACCUACUUUACCAUACUUGGUGAUUAUAGCACCUACGUCACCAUACUUGGUGAUUAAAGCACUUACGUCACCUUACUUGGUGCUUAAAGCACUUACGUCACCAUACUCGGUGAUUAAAGCACCUACGUUACCAUACUUGGUGAUUAUAGCACCUACGUCAACAUACUUGGUGAUUAAAGCACUUACGUCACCUUACUUGGUGAUUAAAGCACUUACGUCACCAUACUCGGUGAUUAAAGCACUUACGUUACCAUACUCGUUGAUUAAAGCACCUACGUCACCAUACUUGGUGAUUAAAGCACUUACGUCACCAUACUCGGUGAUAAAAGCACCUACGUCACAAUACUUGGUAAUUAAAGCACCUACGUCAUCAUACUCGGUGAUUAAAGCACUUACGUCACCAUAAUCGGUGAUUAAAGCACCUACGUCACCUUACUUUGUGAUUACAGCACCUACGUCACCAUACUCGGUGAUAAAAGCACCUACGUCACAAUACUUAGUGAUUAAAGCACCUACGUCACCAUACUCGGUGAUUAAAGCACCUAAGCCAUCAUACUUGGUGACUAAAGCACAUACGUCACCACACACGUUGAUUAAAGCACCUGCGUAAUCAUACUCGGUGAUUAAAGCACAUGCACCAUACUUGGUGAUUAAAGCACAUGCACCAUACUUGGUGAUUAAAGCACAUGCACCAUACUUGGUGAUUAAAGCACAUGCACCAUACUUGGUGAUUAAAGCACAUACGUCACCAUACGCGAUGACCAGACAGCUUAUCUUUGUGCAAUAGCAACCCAACCAAUACCAGCGCCCUUUCUUUUUUGAUCGUCAUUCUAUUUUGACCUGCUCGACAUUUAAGGAGAGGACAAUACAGGUAAGCAAGCCAUAUUGUUGUAUUUUGACAAGAUUGCUCAAGUCUAAUCAACACUUGUUCGCCUCUUUAUGUACAGGAAAUUUGACCGACCCAAUUUAUCUUUCGUUUUUUCAAAACAAUGAUCAUGGGGAAUCUGGUCUUCAAAAGGCCAAUCUGGCAAUCCUUGCCCCCCAAAAAUAAACAAUUGUGUUUGGUUACUAUUACGCGGCGAGCGCUUCUGUCAUUGAAUGUUUAUUUAAAGGGAAACAAAUCUUGAUGGUCGUUCGAAAGUGUAUAGAUAACAGUAGUUGUGCUAUUGAUUUAUGCCUGGACACUAGAUGUACUCGAUCUUCUGAUCAAUGAAUAAUAGUUUUAUUGUCAUUAACUGUUCGGGCAACAGCUCUACGACUUACCAGGACUAAUAAAUAUAAAUAUAUAUAUAUAUAAAUAUAAAUAUAUAUAUAAACAAUAACAACAUUACUGUACGUUUCUGGUAAUAACAGUACGAAUGUUUACCUUACAAAAUAUUUAUAGAAGUGUUUCAGACAUAACAUAUUAGUUUACCAUCCCGUUGAAAACGGCACACGUCACUCUCAGUAGAUCAAGGUCAAUGAGCGAAAUGAAAAAAAAAAAACUCAUUGUACACAUCAAGCCCUCAACGCUUGUUGUCCCGUAGAGUAGAUAUGUUGGUAUAGCCUUGACCUAAAAGUGCCAGUAGUAUCCAGUCUGUACGGGUUUCUUCCCGUAUAAGCAUUAUGCUAGCUAAGAACUUUUAGAUGUUGUUGAGAUAGAUUUAGGCAUGAAAACGUUAAGAUAGGGGAUCAACGGUCUGAUUGUCUUCGCGACACUUUGCGUAUCAAACUAUGUGGAAAUACUCUUUUGAAAAUUCGGAAAAUACCCAAAGCUAGACAAUUUUACCGUAGUUUAAAAAAAACAUCAAAGGAAUUCGACUAUAGUUUAUGUGGAGCAAGUAAUGGUCUUCGAAUUUCCCCAUUAAAAAAAAGCAAAACUUAGAAAAAAACGAACAAAAACCAAACCAAUUGGCUUGGAGAUUAAUCUAAGGAUAGGGCUUGGAUGGCUUGGCCCCUGCUCAAGGUAGAUGGAUGCUUGUCGACCAUGGAUACCCGUUGGUAUUGUGGUGAUCAUGGCCAUGCGAAAUGGGGGGGGGGGAGGCAAAGGAGUUUCUCUCCCCGCUCCCCGGGCGCAAAAUCAGGUGAUGCCUAAAUCGCAUCUAGAUCCUGAAGUCUAUUAAACGACAAAAUUUCAUGCACUUCACAUAGACAAGGGGCGCCGAAAUGUCUAUAUUGCUGGUGCGCCGAGGUGUCAUCUUCUUCUAUGUAUUCAUUUUUUCUGGCUUUGCGCGGGCUCCGCUUUUCCUCGGCUGACCUGUUAGUGAAGUGCCAUAAUCCCUAACUAUAACUUUUAAUUGGUACAGUAUUUAGGUUAAGAACUCCUGCAGUAGAACAAAAUUGUAUCUCGAUGAAGGCGUACUUGCACUCAGGGGCGUAGCUAGGGUUAGUUCCGUCCGGAUUUUCAGUGGCGUGUCUGGGACUUGUUCCGUCUGGGGCGGGCCAAGCUUUUUGCCGCCCCCUUCCACGAUUUAAAAACUCUGCAGUUAACCGAGAAUGCCGCCCAUCGGUACAGGGGAAACUAUUGCCGCCCGGGGCAGGCCCCACCCACUUCCUACGCCACUGCUUGCCCUCAGGGUACAGUUACAAGAUUGGAUGGCAGGAGUUCCAAAAGCUCUAUGAUGGUUAAAUGACAUUUGUUUUUUUCAAGUACUGUGAAGGCGUGGUCUAGAGUGUCACUUGCCAUGGUCACCCUUAAGAGCACCUGUAUUUUAUCAGUGAUAGCGCGUUGUUAUGACAUGUCCGCCUUCAGGAUCAAUGAAGUACCCCAUCGAGACGCCGUGAAAUUCAUACUGCAAUGUCCGCUAUCUUCUAAGAGAUAGCGUCACCACAUUUAUUGUCACAAGCAAGCAGUUUUGUUUAUUCAAAAUUUAUAUAUAUAUAUAUAUAUAUAUAUAUAUAUAUAUAUAAACUGCCAUAACAAAUUUAAAAAAAUGUCAAAACUACUUAACGUGGCUUCGCCCCUCCAUAUUCAAGCAACUCAAGCCUAAACCAGUGGUCGGCACCCCNAACUCAAGCCCAAACCAGUGGCUCUUUUUUACAUUCAUUAAAACAAUCUACCCCUGCCCAGCUAGAUGCCUGCCUUUGUCCAGCUAGAUGCCCGCCCCUGUCCAGCUAGAUGCCCGCCUCUUGCCCAACUAGAUACCCUUCCCUGUCCAGCUAGAUACCUGCCCUUGUCCAGCUAGAUGCCCGCCCCUGUCCAGCUAGAUACCCACCCCUGUCCAGCUACAUGCCUGCCCCUGUCCAGCUAGAUACCCGCCCCUGUCCAUCUGGAUACCCACCCCUGUCCAUCUGGAUACCCGCCCCUGUCCAGGUACAUGCCCACCCCUGUCCAGCUAGAUACCCGCCCCUGUCCAUCUAGAUACCCGCCCCUGUCCAGCUAGAUACUCGCCUCUGUCCAGUUAGAUACCCGCCCCUGUCCGGCUAGAGACCCGCCCCUGUCCGGCUAGACACCCGCCUCUGUCCAGCUAGAUACCCGCCCCUGUCCGGCUAGACACCCGCCCCUGUCCGGCUAGACACCCGCCCCUGUCCAGCUAGAUACCCGGCCCCUGUCCAGCUAUAUACCCUACCCUGCCCAGCUAGAUGCCCGCCCCUGCCCGGCUACCAAAUAGUUUCCUUGCAGAUACGCUGUGUCAAAAAGGCUCCUUACUCCAAAAAAGGUUUUCGACCCCUGGCAAACCAUGAACAUUUACAUAACAGGUUUUUAAACUUACAUUUACUGAACUACUUUAUGGGUGUAAGAUAGUUUCUGAAAAAAAGGAACGAUUUCGUAUCACUUCAAGUAUUUUUUUGUACGAGUAAAACUUAAAAAAAAAAUAAAUAAAAAUAAAUAAAUAAAUAAAUGAAUUGAAUUCCCAAUAAUUUGGUACAUUUUUAUAUCUACGAUAUUGCUGAACUUCCUGUCUUUGGUCACACCUGAUUUUGAUUGAUAGAUUGAAUUCUUUUAUUGCGCUUGUGUCCAUGCUAUUUUAGCAUGCCCACAGCGCUCUCAUGUCCUUAAAUCUAUUUAAAGGAAUCUAAAGUCUUUAUAUGUUUCUUAAAUGACUUUCUAUCAUUUCCAAUUUCCCUCAAAGAUUGAGACAAACUGUCCCAUAAUUUUGGCACAAUAGCUUAAAAAGAGUGCACACCGUAUUACUUUUAUGUGUGUCCACCCACACUGGGAACUCUCAGUAAAGACUGUGUUGAAGAGCGCAGGUUCUGGAUGGAAUGUACAUAUACACAUUUAGAAACUAGUUUUUUGAAGAUAUUCCGGUGCUGAGCCUUCUUUACAGCUGCACUACAGGGACAGAAUUUUGUGGUCAAUACGCCCACUCACAGAAAGCCAGUGGAGACCAAUUAGAACUGGGUUGAUGUGGUCAGAUUGCUUUAUGCGCGAAACAAUGCGUGCUGCAGUAUUUUGUACCUUCUGGAGUCUCUGAAUUCGGUUCUGAGGUGGACCCCACAAACAACUGUUAGAGUAAUCUAAUCUUGAUUGGAUAAGAGUGACUGCUACUGCAUUGGCUGUUCUGUCUUUGGUCAUACCUGUUAUAUGUCUGACCCUUCUGUCUUUGGUCAUACCUGCUAUAUGUCUGACCCUUCUGUCUUUGGUCAUACCUGCUAUAUGGCUGGCCCUUCUGACUUUGGUCAUACCUGCUAUAUGGCUGGCCCUUCUGUCUUUGGUCAUACCUGCUAUAUGGCUGGCCCUUCUGACUUUGGUCAUACUUGCUAUAUGGCUGGCCCUUCUGUCUUUGGUCAUACCUGCUAUAUGUCUGACCCUUCUGACUUUGGUCAUACCUGCUAUAUGGCUGGCCCUUCUGUCUUUGGUCAUACCUGCUAUAUGUCUGACCCUUCUGACUUUGGUCAUACCUGCUAUAUGGCUGGCCCUUCUGACUUUGGUCAUACCUGCUAUAUGUCUGACCCUUCUGACUUUGGUCAUACCUGCUAUAUGUCUGACCCUUCUGACUUUGGUCAUACCUGCUAUAUGGCUGGCCCUUCUGACUUUGGUCCCAGUUGCUUUAUGGCUGGUCCUUUUAUCAAGGAAAAUUUGGGGGUUUACCUAACGCGACUGGGAAUCAUUGGUUCCAAAUUCCCAGUUCCCAGUUCCACAUUCCCAGUUCCCAGUUCCACAUUCCACCCUAAUCAGGUUUGUGUGAGACAGCCAUAACCCCCCCCCCCCCGUUUAAAAAAGUGACACAUUGAUACAUUGCUAUGGGCUGCUAUCAGCGUGCACCACAUCUUAUUGGUAAAAGCAUUUCGUUAUCAAGAGUAAGUCAAGGUUAAGUUACGCUUAGAUUUUUUUUUAGAUGUUGACAAGACCAAUAUUUGAUGCUGAUAAAACCAAUGUUUGAUGUUGACAAGACCAAUAUUUGAUGCUGAUAAAACCAUUGUUUGAUGUUAACAAGACCAAUAUUUGAUGUAAGGCAGAUGUUUGAUGUUGACGAGACCAAUGUUUGAUGUUGAUGAGACCAAUGUUUGAUGUUGGUGAGACCAAUGUUUGAUGUUGAUGAGACCAAUGUUUGAUGUUGAUGAGACCAAUGUUUGAUGUUGAUGAGACCAAUGUUUGAUGUUGACAAGACCAAUGUUUGAUGCUGAAAACCAAUGUUUGAUGUUGUCAAGACCAAUGUUUGAUGUUGAAAGACCAAUGUUUGAUGUUGACAAGACCAAUGUUUGAUGUUGACAAGACCAAUAUUUGAUGCUGAUAAAACCAUUGUUUGAUGUUGACAAGACCAAUGUUUGAUGUAAGGCAGAUGUUUGAUGUUGACGAGACCAAUGUUUGAUGUUGAUGAGACCAAUGUUUGAUGUUGAUGAGACCAAUGUUUGGUGUUGAUGAGACCAAUGUUUGAUGUUGAUGAGACCAAUGUUUGAUGUUGACGAGACCAAUGUUUGAUGUUGACGAGACCAAUGUUUGAUGUUGACGAGACCAAUGUUUGAUGUUGAUAAGACUGAUGUUUGAUGUAAAACCGAUGUUUCAGUCCGCAGUCGUCCCAUCUCUGCCAACAUAACGUAAUAAUUCAAAAAUACAAAGCAAAUAGCAACAGCUAUACAAUUAAUCUCCACAUUAAAAGACGCAUCUAUUGAACACAUUUCUAACAACUCCCCCCCCCCUUAAAAACCUGAUUUUUGGGUGUUGGGGCGGAGAAAUUAAUAGAAUGUGUUGUCAUCAGCGACGAGUCUGAUGGACCGUUUCAGUACGAUAGGGUGAGGGGAAGUGGGUCAAUCGAAUUUCUAACAACUCCCCCCCCCCUUAAAAACCUGAUUUUUGGGUGUUGGGGCGGAGAAAUUAAUAGAAUGUGUUGUCAUCAGCGACGAGUCUGAUGGACCGUUUCAGUACGAUAGGAUGAGGGGAAGUGGGUCAAUCGGCCUUCCGUAGAUUUUGCCGCCACAAAGAAAGAAACACACGAACAAAAGCGAAGUUAUUAUAAAGGAAUUAAUUAAAACCAACCUCUAAAGCACAAAGUUUUUCGGUUUGAGAGAAUAUGUUGUCAUCGGCAACGAGUCUAGCCUAUUUGCCAAGGUCCAGCAUGAUAGGUAGACUGGAAUUGGGUCAAUUAGCCGUCCGAACAUUGUGCCUAUAAACGCAGAAACAAACAAACACAAGUGGGUCUUAAACUUUAGUUGACCGAAGACCAACCUAAUAAUUCUUACAAACAUUAUUAGACUAAUUAUUUCUAUUAAAAUUAUACAGUAGUAUAUUUGAAAACAGCGAAAUAGACAUCGUUCAGCCAUUAAAUACAUUUAUAAAUUAUUUGUUGAAUACAUUUUGAUAAGUAAAAGUUUAUGAUUGCUGAUAAGCAAUUAGUUUGAUACGACACUUGAAUGGUGAGCAGAAUAACCAUGGAAGUCUCAUACAAUAAAAUUGUAUUAGGCACUCAACAUUUAUUGGAAUGUUUUGUCUAAUAGUCCCCUCCACGGUCUUAAACUAGAACACACCACCUAGGAGCACAAAAAGGGGAUGCAGAGAGGGCAGUCUGCCCUGGGGGCACUAUUUUUCCUAACAAUGAGGGGGUGUAUUAUCGGGGAAAGAGAGAGAGAGAGAGCGAGACAGAAAGACGACUGGCUCUAACCCUAGCUACGCCACUGCCCACGCCCCUUACCUACAGCAUCCUGCAUGUCUGCUCAUUCCCAGAAGAACUGCUUCAAUCAAAUGUGGAAAUGUGGGGUUAUUAUAUAAUCUUAUACAGGUGUCACACCGACAUGUUCAGGCAAAGUUUUGAAAAAUAUAUAGCAUCAUGAGGUGUUUAAAAUAGAAUUUGAAUCAAUAACAUUUGGUCCUCAUAUGCUAGCAAUAGAAUUUAAAUCAAUAACAUUGGGUCCUCAUAUGCUAGCAAUAGAAUUUGAAUCAAUAUCAUUUGGUCCUCAUAUGCUAGCAAUAGAAUUUAAAUCAAUAACAUUUGGUCCUCAUACGCUAGCUAAAGAAUUUGAAUCAAUGACAUUUGGCCCUCAUAUGCUAGCUAAAGAAUUUGAAUCAAUGACAUUUGGUCAUCAUAUGCUAGCAAUAGAAUUUGAAUCAAUAACAUUUGGUCCUCAUACGCUAGCUAAAGAAUUUGAAUCAAUGACAUUUGGUCCUCAUAUGCUAGCUAAAGAAUUUGAAUCAAUGACAUUUGGUCCUCAUAUGCUAGCAAAAUAAUUUGAAUCAAUGACAUUUGGUCCUCAUAUGCUAGCUAAAGAAUUUGAAUCAAUGACAUUUGGUCCGCACAUGCUAGCAAUAGAAUUUCGUUUUCAUGACUGUAUUACGUUCCCUGGUUUCUAAACGUGGCAUCUUACUGCUGUUAUUUGGCAUUUGACUGCUGUUUCUUGGAAUAUGACUGCUGUUUCUUGGCCUCUGACUGCUGUUUCUUGGCCUCUGACUGCUGUUACUUGGCCUCUGACUGCUGUUACUUGGCCUCUGACUGCUGUUACUUGGCAUCUGACUGCUGUUACUUGGCACCUGACUGCUGUUACUUGGCAUCUGACUGCUGUUACUUGGCACCUGACUGCUGUUACUUGGCAUCUGCUGAGCAUGACAAACGUAACGUGUAAAAAGUUGUCUAUUCCUGUGGCGCGCUAAAUCAACGCAUCUGAUGGUGUUUGUAAUUUUUGUUUUUAACAAUUAAAAAUAAAUAUUUAAAGAAACUGAAUCCACUUUCAGAGCAGCACGAAUGGCGUGUUCUUCCUGGUCAUUGACACACGGGAGUGCGCAAAACUCGUCUGUAGAUGUGAGGUUUCUAGUGAAUUCAACGAUAAAAUACCAUGUAACGCACGAAGAUUAAUGGCGGCAAAAUCGAAUGUAAACUGGUCUGCUGCUCGUCUCUUACAAUGUUCAUUUGUGUUUCAGGCUACUUCUGGCACGUGACCGACUUCCACUAUGACCACACCUACAGCACCAGUAAACUCUCGUGCAAUGAUGACGUGCCCAACCUGCUCAAGUUUGGGGACUACUGGUGUGACUCCACGUGGGAACUUGUUGUGGACAGCAUCCAGGCCAUGGCCAGCAUCAAAUCAGACGUGGACUUUCUCAUCUGGACGGGGUAGGUGCAGUUAUAUGGGAGGGUAUGGCAAUUAUUUAUCUCCAAAGUCAACGGCUCUCAACUGUCGACAGUGCCGGAUUCAGAAUCGAUUGAUUGGAUAUUUAUGUAGCACUGGUAUCCAUGUCACUUUAGCAUGCUCACAGCGCUCUGAUUUUAUUAAAUCUGUUUAAAUAAAAAAGUUUUAAAAAAAUGUUUCUUCAAUUAUUUUUUAUCAUUUUCAAUUCCCCUCAAAGAUUUAGGCAAAUUGUUCUUUAAUUUUUGUGUUCAUCCACCCUGGCAAUUUUCAGUAAGGACUGUGUUGAAGACCGCAGGUUCUUUAAGGAUACAUGUUUAUAAAUCAGUUCUUUAAGAUAAUCGGUGCAGAGCCUUCUACGCAGCUGUACGCCAGAGACAGAAUUUUGAAGUUAAUGCACUCACUCACAGGAACCCAAUGGAGAUCUCGUAGAACUGGGAGUGAUGGGGCUACAUUUAUUUAUCCGCGAUACAAUGCGUGCUGCAAUAUUUCUGUACCUUCUGGAGUCUCUGAAUUUGGUUCUGAGGUAAACCCCACAAACAACUGUUACAGUAAUCUAAUCUUGACUGGAUUAGAAAUUACCGCUACAACAUUGACUGUUCUCUUAUUGAGUUGAGGGCGCAGCUGAGCCCGCGGUCCCCAGGCAGUUAAAAUCUCCAGACCACCACAACUUUACUGGCUAUUAAAUAUUUUUCCUAUUUAAUUAUACGACAAACCUUUAUACCAUUUUAACUUAAACUAUAAAAACUAUAACAUUAUCUCCAACGUUGACUCUAACAUUAAAUCUAACAUUGACUCUUUCAUUAACUUUAACUUUGGCCCUAACAUUGACCCUAACGUUAACCCUAUCUUUAACUCUAACAUGAGCUCCAACAUUAAAUCUAACUUUAACUCAAAUAUAAGCUCUAUCAUUAACUCUAACAUUUGCAGUAACUUAUAGAAUAACAUAAAAUUUUCACACUGUGGCCGAUCGCUUACUGACGCAUAGAAAUACGUUUGAGGGCAUCGCGUCUCAAACUGUGUGCUAAAUGUCUACCCUCAGAGACACCGUCGCUCACAUCUCCGAUGCCAACCUCACCGUGGAUCUGAACCUAGAAAUAGUCCGAAACAUCACCGAGUUCAUCAACACAACAUUCCAGGCGGCCAAGGUGUACGCGUCUCUGGGUAACCACGACUUCUACCCCAGCGGUCAAGCUCGGGAUAAAGACGAUGACCACUUCUACACCCGGGUGGGCGCUCUGUGGGAGGAGUGGAUCAUCAAUCAGACCGGUGCAAAAGAGGACAUUAGAAAGGGUUAGUAGAGAGCCAGUCCCUCGGUGCUUACUCUAUCACGACUAAGGGUCCAUAAUGUUAUCUUCUAUGCUGUAUGUGUGAAUAAGAUCAUAGCCCUUUUUUAUGAGGUACCAAAUCAUUCAAGUGAGCACAUGAUGAGAAUACUAGAAUACCGUGAGGAUUGCUUGUUGAGAGGUGUGUGAGAUACAAUAGUGCAUUUGCUAGCAACAUGUAUAAGCUAUCAGGAUCCACACUUCUGUAAUUAAGCUAUCGAAGCUGUAUGAGCUCCAUGUGUCCAUUCUGUAUCAGCUCCUCGUGUCUACUCUGUGCGAGCUCCAUGUGUCCAUUCUGUGUAAGCUCCAUGUGUCUACUCUCUAUAAGCUACAUGUGUCCAUUCUGUAUCAGCUCCACGUGUCUACUCUGUGUGAGCUCCAUGUGUCCAUUCUGUGUAAGCUCCAUGUGUCUACUCUCUAUAAGCUACAUGUGUCCAUUCUGUAUCAGCUCCAUGUGUCUACUCUGUAUUAGCUCCAUGUGUCUACUCUGUAUAAGCUCCAUGUUUCUACUCUGUAUAAGCUCCACAUGUCUACUCUGUAUAAGCUGCAUGUGUCUACUUUGUAUAGCUCCAUAUGUCUACUCUGUAUAAGCUCCAUGUGUCUAAUUUGUAUAAGCUUCAUUUUUCCACUCUGUAUAAGCUCCAUGUGCCACUCUGUAUUGUAUAAUCUCCAUGUGUCUACUCUGUUUAAGCUCCAUUCUUUCACUCUGUAUAAGCUCCAUGUGUCUACUUUGUAUAAGCUCCAUGUGUCCAAUUUGUACCUGCUCCAUGUGUCCACUCUAUGCAUGCUCCAUGUCUCUCCUCUGUUGUCCUGCACCACUAGUCUUGAAGUGGUUGAUAUCCUGUACCAUUUUGACCCCCCCCCCCCCCCCCCCGGUGGCUACUACGCGGUGAAGGUUCAGCCAAAGAUUCGCCUCCUUGCCCUCAACACCAACUUGUAUUACACCAGUGACAAACUGACCCCGAACCUGACUGACCCCACUGGUCAGUUUGAAUGGAUGGAAAGACAACUGAACUCUUCCAGAGCCAACAAAGAGAAGGUAACAUUGUAUGAAAUAAGUAAAUUAAGAUUGUAUAUUAUUAUUAUUUAAUAUUUCAGUUCAUAUUGCAUAAAUAAGAUUGUUACUUGUUAUUUUAAAAUAAAUAAGAUUGCAACUUGUUAUUUGAUCGUUCAGUUCAACCUGCCUGUCAUUGAAAGUAAUUCUUUUAAUCUCGUCCAGAGGUCAUGUUCAUCCAUCAUGUUAAUUUCAACUUCCAUUUUAAUGUCUCUGUCAUCAGUAUCUAAACUGCCUAUCUAUUCACAACUGUAUGUGUCCUAGUGUCCUACUAAAGUGUCCUCUCUAUCAGGUGAUAAUUACCGGACAUGUCCCACCAGGACUUUUUAUUCCCGAAUAUUCUGACUGGUUUUGGCCUCAGUUCAAAAAAACCUUCAUGAAGAUAAUGUUUGACUACAGUGACGUCAUAGUGGUCACCCACUUCGGACAUGAUCACGCGGACAGUUUUAAACUUCUUCAAAAUGACGAUGGUGAGUUUAUUCAAUCAAAUUUUACCCUUUCAGCGUCUCAUGGGGGGCUACUCUGUUUAGAAGUUUUAAAACUUCUCGCCAAGAGAGCUUAAAUUCAGCCAGUGAUCAUUUGAGAAAUUUUCCCGCAGGGGUGGGGGGGGGCACUUCAGAUUUUUCGGGGGGGGGGGGCUGUGCCAGUUGAUUUAAUGUUGGACAUAUUUUUGCUCCGGGGGGCACUUGAGUUUACCCGGGGGGGGGGGGGCCCCCCCCCCCCCCCCCCCCCGAGAUAUAGUUGAACGAAACCCUGAAUUCUCCAUGCGCUUACAAAGUAGCAAGGCUGAAACUUCCGCACCGUGAACGUCGCCAACCGUUUGCCUACGGUGCAUGGCUACAGCUGCAACGUGUUACCACUAGUGAAACAGACGAUGUGUUCGGCAGGUGGAUCUCACACGAAAUCGCACCUAUGACAUAAACAAUAAUAUGUGUGAAUGGACGUAUCUCUGACGUUCAGUAUCAAUGCAGCACAACAUUACAAAUGUUCAAAUAAAAAGACAAGCAUAAUGUAAACUAAAAAAAACCCAACAAUUUUUAUGGGUAUGGACUGAGGUCCGAGAUAGCAAGUUAAAGUCACUCUCUGUGUCAAGUGUAAUGGAUCGUGGUCCCAUCCAGCAAACCGUAGUCACUUCCUGUUUACGGCAGGGACAAAAGGCUUCCAACCAUUCAAUGAGCAGCAUGCGAUCAUGUGAUAUAAAUCAGGGAUCAGCUAACCCUUCAAACACUAAGUACGCACGAACCUUCCCUUUACGCUGUGCACAAAAAAACAUUUUAUUUAAACAAUUUAAGUUCAGAGAAUGACCCAGCUGCGUCGACACGGGACGUGGGAGGGUGGGGCUAGUCGCCCCUGACAUGAACAAGGUCAAAGUUUGAGAGUAGAAGAAAGUUUAUGUAAACUUCGGUAUCUAAAGAAUAAAAUAUUAGCUUAUAGCAGGGAGGUCUGCAAAAGGGUGGGAUUGGGUUUGAGGGGGGGGGUGCCUUUUAGCUAAUUUACGUCCGCCCCAUCAUGUGGACUAUGGACUUGACUAAUAAUUGAUGCGCACCGUAUGUGGUCUAUUGUGCGUGGUGCUGCAACUGUGUCUAUCUUUUUUAAAUGUAUCCUCUGAGAGAGGGGCAUAUGGCGGCGGCACACCUAUAAACCAUUGCGGGGCUCUGACAUAAAGAAAACACAAUUUAAAAAAUUUUCACGUGUAUAUAUAUAUAUAUAUAUAUAUAUAUNAUAUAUAUAUAUAUAUAUAUAUAUAUAUAUAUAUAUAUAUAUAUAUAAUAUAUAUAUAUUUAUAUAAUAUAUAUAUCUCCUAGGUUCCAAAAUGAUACCACAAUUCAAUGCUCCAUCUGUGACCCCAUGGAGGUACAAGAUCCCCGCUAAAACAGGUGACGCCCACAACCCAGGGAUACGCCUGAUCAAGUAUGACAGGGACACUGGGAAGCCCCUGGACUACACUCAGUACUACAUCAACAUCACCCAGGCUAAUGCAGCUCAGAAAUCGAAUUGGGUGAGAGACAACGUUUAAUGAUAUUACCAGAUAUACACCUAUGCCAUUACUAGCUGUACAUCUAUGACAUUACUAGCUGUGCAUCUAUGACAUUACCAGCUGUACAUCUAUGACAUUACUAGCUGUACAUCUAUGACAUUACCAGCUGUACAUCUAUGACAUUACCAGCUGUACAUCUAUGACAUUACCAGCUGUACAUCUAUGACAUUACCAGCUGUACAUCUAUGACAUUACCAGCUGUAUAUCUAUGACAUUACCAGCUGUACAUCUAUGACAUUACUAGCCGUACAUCUAUGAAAUUACCAUCUGUACACCUAUGACAUUACCAGCUGUACAUCUAUGACAUUACUAGCUGUACAUCUAUGACAUUACUAGCUGUACAUCUAUGACAUUACCAGCUGUACAUCUAUGACAUUACUAGCUGUACAUCUAUGACAUUACUAGCUGUACAUCUAUGACAUUACCAGCUGUACAUCUAUGACAUUACCAGCUGUACAUCUAUGCCAUUACCAGCUGUACAUCUAUGACAUUACCAGCUGUGCAUCUAUGACAUUACCAGCUUAACAUCUAUGAUAUUACUAGCCGUACAUCUAUGACAUUACCAGCUGAACAUCUAUGACAUUACCAGCUGUACAUCUAUGACAUUAACAGCUGUACAUCUAUGACAUUACCAGCUGUAAAUUUAUGACAAAACGUGUUUUUUUUGGGUAGGGAGGGGUGGAAGUUAACCAAUACUAAAAAAAUGCUAAAUUCUAAGAGAAAAAAAAGAAAAAAAAACAGAAAAAAAAAAUUCCCCGCUAAAAUAUAUUGACAAAAAAAGUGAAUGCUAAAGUGGUCUUUGAUUUGUUCCGAUAAAAAAAUGCAUUUACUUUUAAGGGUUAAAAUGAAAUGAUAUUGACCCUUGUUUUUGCCUCGAUAAACGUUUCAUUCGUUUUAGAGAUGCCCCUCGGUAAGUGAAGGAGGAUUUUUUUUCUCGAGGGGGUUGGGAGGAAGGGAAUGGGGAAGAGAUAGGGAGGAAGGGAAGGGGGAAGAGAUAGGGAGGAAGGGAAGGGGGAAGAGAUAGGGAGGAAGGGAAGGGGGAAGAGAUAGGGAGGAAGGGAAGGGGGAAGAGAUAGGGAGGAAGGGAAGGGGGAAGAGAUAGGGAGGAAGGGAAGGGGGAAGAGAUAGGGAGGAAGGGAAGGGGGAAGAGAUAGGGAGGAAGGGAAGGGGGAAGAGAUAGGGAGGAAGGGAAUGGGGAAGAGAUAGGGAGGAAGGGAAGGGGGAAGAGAUAGGGAGAAAUGACAAGAAAUUUCAGUUUACCAUCUCUACAGUGUUUCUUUCAGGGAUCUGUCGCAGGAUAUUUUAGAUGAUCCAAAUAUUUAAGGCCCAUCUGGCCACACCAUUCGAUUCUAUGACGUACCGUGACGAAAACUAGGUCACUCUCGCUCCUAAGCCACACACCUACUUCCGGUCAAGAGGCCUACGCUCUGUUUCAGUGCAUCACAGCCGUUUGAAUUUACCAAGAAUCUUCUGGAAAGAGCCCUCCGCUAAUCCCCCCUCCCCUCUCCCUCUCCCUCUCCCCCCACGCCGAUCACUGUGACAUGUGACAGUAGGGAGGGUGAAAUUACGCUGUGGUCAAAAGAAAACCCUAGGGCGAGUCGCUACCAGAGUGCAUUCUGGUUAUGUUGGCACCGGGUACUUUAUUAUCCCACUAACCCUCCCCCCACCACCACCCCAACCAUUCGCCUGAAAUGUCACCUCCCCUGAUCACAUUUUCUGUGAGAAACCCUGAUUUUAGUUUCGCCCCUUCACAGAUCCCUCCCCAAUUUUGCUAAGGAGCCAUCGGCACCCUCGAUUUCUUCCAGCCUCCCACAAUCAAAAUGAACAGUGUCACCUCCUUUAACAACAACAACAAAAAAAAAAAAGGGGGAUCAAGUUAAAGCUGGCCCUUGUCGCUAUUGUGCUCAAUGUGGAACUGAUAGAUGAUCUACACAAGGGUGAAGCUAGGAUUUGUGGCACCCUGGUUGAGCCAAUAUUGUUGCCGCAAGUUCCACGAUAAAAACUCUAUUCAGUAUGCCAAUAUUGCCGCCACUCCAUUAGAAAAAAAAGAUCUCGGGGGAAGGGGCGGAUCACAUCUUUCCCAAACCUUACUACGCUACGGGCACUACCCAUCCAAACAUUUGAACCACCCCUCCCCUCCCCAACCGGACUCCUCAACCAACUUUCUGAAAAAUAAUGCACCCCUGCACCACUAUACUAGGAUUGAUUGCGUCAUAAGAAAAGUUUGGGAAUGACAAAACAAGGGACAAUCGUAUGAUUACGAUUUUUAAAAAAGAAUUACUCCCCUUUCAUUAUGCAGAGUUUUAAAAUAUUGUUUUCUACGUUUUGUCAAUGUUUGCAUGUAUGGGGCAACAUGGUUGUAUGAAUUGGACAACAUGGUUGUAUGAAUGGGGCGACAUGGUUGUAUGAUUGGGGAAACCUAGUUGCAUGAAUGGGGCAGCAUGGCUGUAUGGAUGGGGCAGCAUGGUUGUAUGAAUGGGGCAGCAAGGUUGAAUGAAUGGGACAGCAUGGUUGUAUGAAUGGGACAUCAUGGUUGUAUGAAUGGGACAGCAUGGUUGUAUGAAUGGGGCAACAUGGUUGUAUGAAUGGGGCAACAUGGUUGUAUGAAUGGGGCAACAUGGUUGUAUGAUUGGGGCAGUAUGGUUGCAUGAAUGGGGCAGCAUGGCUGUAUGGAUAGGGCAGCAUGAUUGUAUGAAUGGGACAGCAUGGUUGUAUGAAUGGGGCAGCAUGGUUGUAUGAAUGGGACGGCAUGGUUGUAUGAAUGGGGUGACAUGGCUGUAUGAAUGGGGCAGCAUGGUUGUAUGAAUGGGGCAGCAUGGUUGUAUGAAUGGGACGGCAUGGUUGUAUGAAUGGGGUGACAUGGCUGUAUGAAUGGGGCAUCAUGGUUGUAUGAAUGGGGCAACAUGAUAGAAUUAUUGGGGCAACAUGGUUGCAUGAAUGGGGCAACAUGGUUGUAUGAAUGGGGCGACAUGGUUGUAUAAAUGGGGCAGCAUGAUUGUAUGAAUGUGGCAAAAUGGUUGUAUGAUUGGGGCAACAUGGUUUGAUUAAUGGGACAGCAUGGCUGUAUGGAUGGGGCAACAUGGUUGUAUGAAUGGGACAGCAUGGUUGUAUGAAUGGGACAGCAUGGUUGUAUGAAUGGGGCAACAUGGUUGUAUGAAUGGGGGAGCAUGGUCGUAUGAAUGGGACAGCAUGGUUGUAUGAAUGGGACAGCAUGGUUGUAUGAAUGGGACAGUAUGUCUAUAUGAAUGGGACAGUAUGUCUAUAUGAAUGGGACAGCAUGGUUGUAUGAAUGGGACAACAUGGUUGUAUGAAUUGUGCAGCAUGGUUGUAUGUAUGGGACAGCAUGGUUGUAUGAAUGGGACAGCAUGGUUGUAUGAAUGGGACAUCAUGGUUGUAUGAAUGGGGCAGCAUGGUUGUAUGAAUGGGACAGCAUGGUUGUAUGAAUGGGACAGCAUGUUUGUAUGACUGGGGCAGCAUGGUUGUAUGAAUAGGACAGCUUGGUUGUAUGAAUGGGACAGCAUGGUUGUAUGAAUGGGGCAGCAUGGUUGUAUGAAUGGGUAACAUGUUUGUAUGAAUGGCGCAGCAUGGUUGUAUGAAAGGGCAGCAGCGACGUAAGACGUAAAAUUAAGCAUUUGGGAAGCAACAUUAAUUGGUGUUGUUCAGAAAAUUAUGAUUUUAAAAAUGAAAAAAAAUAUAAAGAUGUACAAUUGCUAUAAAUUCUAUAGUUUAUAGAACGUAAUAUCAAAAGACGGCAUUUGACUGUAGUAUCUAAAGAACUAAUGUUUAUACAAUUUUCAGAUUACGAUAAAGCUUUAAAGUUGAUUAAUUAGCCACAAACAAUUUAGUAUCUAACGACGGUAUUCGACAGGUUCUUUCCCUUUGAUGAAGUCAGGAUGCUUUUUUUUGAGCCGAUUUAAAAAAUCAAUUAAUCAGGAAAUAUUUAAAAUAAUAAAUAUUUUCAAUAGAAUUGUUAUAAUUACUAUUUGACAAAAACUACAAAUAAAAGUUUUGAAUGAACAUAACACAACCAGUUCAAGGAACGCCAAAUUUUUCCCAAGAAUCUAUUUUGCUGCUCUCUGAUUACGUGUAAAAUAUUAAACAAUUAAAUUAAGGUAUGUUCCAAAAUACAUCCCUGAAUUUGUACGUAUCAAAAAUAUUUUGUAGGGGGGCCCUUUCUUUAGUCUUAUUAAUAUUUAAUAUUGUUGUGCCAAAGCCUUGAACAAUAGUUACCCAACGUUUCUUUGAUUUUUGUACAGCAACCCCUGUACAACUUCACCGCAGCGUACGGAGUCGCAGACAUGACACCCGAUUCACUGAAGAUGUUUUUCCAGAAACUGAAAGAUGAACCAGACAGUAAACUGUACCAGAAAUUCUGCAACCACUGGGUGGUGAGCGACACCGACAAGAGGUGCACAGAGGCCAUGAAAGCCGACAUCGUGUGCGGCGGACAGAUCUAUGACCUUACCAAGGCCCAGCAAUGCAGUGCUGACAGGCUGAAGAAGGCCAACGGUGCCCCGACCCAUAGCAGCUUUCAUUACGCGAUGCUUAUCCUGGUUGCCAUGGCGACCAAAUGCUGGGGAUCGUAGUGGCAGGACGUCAUGAAUGGACGCUGUAGAAAAAUAGAAUGGACUUAUGAGAAACUGAAAUGAUAAAUAUGAUUUUACAAUAAAUUAUAAUGAUAUUUAAAAUACUGAUUUUUGUUAACAGUUAUAUAACAAGGUAUAAAUAUGAUCGGUGUAAACAUGUUUGAUAUGAGUAAACAAUUUUGAAAAGAGUAAACUAUUUUUUGAUUUGACUAUAAUAUUUUGAUCUGACUUAAGUAUUUUUUUCUGACUAAACUAUUUUGAUCUGAAUGAACUAUUGUUAGCUUAUACAAUGAUUUGAUCUGAUUCUGUCCAAAGCUGAACAACUCAGACUCUGUUAUCCUUUAGGUCUACUGAGAAUGUUGUCAUUCAGCCGACUUGAAUUGAAAAAAAAAGUUGUUACAAUUAUAAAAGUACUGAAUGAUUUAUUUGUACGUGACCCAUCUUGCCCCCCUGACCCACCUUGACCCUAUACCCCAUCUUGCCCCCUGACCCACCUUGACCCUAUACCCCAUCUUGCCCACCUGACCUACGUUGACCCUAUACCCCAUCUUGCCCCCUGACCCACCUUGACCCUAUACCCCAUCUUGCCCCCCUGACCCACCUUGACCCUAUACCCCAUCUUGCCCCCCUGACCCACCUUGACCCUAUACGCCAUCUUGCCCCCCUGACCCAGCUUGACCCUAUACCCCAUCUUGUCCCCCUGACCCACCUUGACCCUAUACCCCCAUCAAAACUUUAUCUCAAACAUAUCGUCAAUUAGAACCCAUGACAGAUGAACUCGUGUUGUAGUUCAACUUGAAACAAUGGAAAGAUGUGUUCAUAAGGGAUGGGGGGGGGGAAGGGAGUUGGGCCUUGAGUAGCACUGGGAACUUCAAAAUAUCGCUUAAUAUCAGUGCUCUUAUCAGUGCUCUUAUCAGUGUUUUCAUAUUAGUGCUCUAAUCAGUGUUCUUAUCAUAGCUCUUAUCAGUGUUCUUAUCAGUGCUCUUAUCAGUGUUCAUAUGAGUGCUUUUAUAUGUGCUCAUAGCGGUGCUCAUAUGAGUGCUCAUGCCAGUGCUCAUAGCGGUGCUCAUAUGAGUGCUCAGGGCAGUGCUCAUACCAGUGCUCAUAGCGGUGCUCAUAGCCGUGCUCGUAUCAGUGUUUAAAUGUCAUUGAAGAGUAAUUCUAUUUUGUAAAAAUCCCACCAAGAAAUCCAUCUAAUGAGUUUACUGUUUCAUUUAACGACAACCCUGUUAUUAAUAAUUUCACCCAAUGUAUUUGUUAUUGAUAUAUAGCCACCGCUGUAUUUAAACAUUUUGUUCAAAAGAUAAACACGUUUCAUUUGUUUAAUUAGUUUUUUUUAGAUGGAACCAGCGUGCUUCCCCUAGCUGAUGAAAUAAUUACUCUUGGUGUCAAUAUUAUUCAAAUAGGAGUGAGGAUUUACGACACAUGACGGCUGGGUUAAGCACUAAAGAAAUGAAUCAUAACUUCUGACCUUUUGUUCUUGUUUAAAAAAUUAUCAUAAGCAGAAUAUUUAUCCAUAUCCUGAAUAUGUACGAUGAAUUCAACACACUUCUAUUAACUUGGCUCAAUAAAAUCUUAACGUAUCAUGUUUAUUGAUUUUACUUUAAAUAUGAUAUAUGUAUCAUACAGAUGAUGGGCUACCUAUAAUUUGACAUGAACUAAUUCAAUUUUUGAGCUGACAUCCACCUCAGUCAUGAACAUAUCUACAAAGAAAAUAUACUAAUUUUGUUUAUAAAUACAGUUUCAUUAACUUGUGGCUCUUUAAAAUAUGUAUCACUAAUUAUAUAUCACUUAAAACCAUAUUGGUCGUUGACUCGCACUCUUGUCAAGAUCAAUCAAUGGACAAAUUUACUUUCAUUUUCAAAGAUAAUCUACCACAUAAAUUGUUGUUUGGGAAUGUUGAAGCCUUGAAUAGCUUUGGAUGUGUGGAGUGAUUGCUUUACAAUAAUGCAUUUAUUAAACAAGUUGAAUUUAAAA
Lymnaea stagnalis (great pond snail) is the source of this 23745-nucleotide messenger RNA. Lineage: Eukaryota; Metazoa; Mollusca; Gastropoda; Lymnaeidae. The record is from the annotation of a GenBank genome assembly.